Molecule: messenger RNA, 4685 nt
Organism: Petromyzon marinus (sea lamprey)
Lineage: Eukaryota; Metazoa; Chordata; Hyperoartia; Petromyzontiformes; Petromyzontidae
Product: von Willebrand factor A domain-containing protein 7-like
Source: RefSeq, a predicted model, not a curated record
GAUCACGUUGAACACUGUGUCUCGGUGUAUAGAUGCGAGCGAAGGGAGUGGUGGGGCUGCUGCUGGCUCUCUCCUUGUUAGCCGGACGAGCAAAUGGAUUCUUCCCGAAAAAAUGGCUGGCCUCCUUUGCAUCGAUUUUCGCAAAAGAACGCACUAUUAGUCACGUGCAAAUGACCACUACAGCUAUCGAGGUGGUGGUGGAAGAAAUGGCAAAGGCUAAAGAAUCCAUAACUGGCUACAAGGUAAACUACAAAGGUACCCCGAGCUAUAAUCUAGCGAAGGAUGUCAUUUUAACAUCGAAUGCAAACACAGAUUCAGAAAAAAACACAAAAAAUGAUCCAAGAUACCAUUUUGAUGCAGAGAAGUUCGUAGGUGCCCUCGAGAUAAUGAUCAAGAAUCGAAACAGAUUAAUUGCAUUGCUCAGGAAAAAUGAAAUAACAACUGCGGACUACAUCACAGCACGACAGCUGACGGGAACCAUUCUCCACACAUUGCAGGAUUUCUACAGCCAUUCAAACUGGAUUGAAAUGGGAAACACAAAGCCAAAAGAUAACAUAUUUAGCAAUGAUUUCUCAGAAAAAGAAGUUGCUGGACCAGAUGUGCGCACGUGCACAAACUGUGGGACAAAUUGUGUAAACAAUAUAAGACCGGAAAUAAAUUCGAAAAGCCUUCUUACCAGCGGAUAUUAUUCAUCUCAGAAGAUCGGGACUAUUACUGUCCCAAAGCCUAAAGGAAAAUGGAAGUGCAGCCAUGGAGGGCUUCUCGAUUUCACAAGGUUGACCGAAGCUAAGGGGGGUAUUAACAAAGACGGUUCCCUUAAACUCUUUUCACCACACUACUAUCUGCAUCAAACAGCUGUCGAUGUGGCAACAAAAGCAACCAUCAAGUUCUUCAGAGAUCUCAGAAGUGAAGUAGACAAUGACCUUGCUUUCGGAAGGUAUUUGGGAUUUGAGCAAACAACAUCAAUUGGAUUUGUGAUUGACACUACUGGCAGCAUGGGACCCUUCAUAAGUAAUGUUCGCACCGAAGUCUUAAGGAUCAUUGAUGAGCGUGCCCAAAACGGCGAGCUGCCUGCGAUGUUUAUGCUCGUGCCUUUUAAUGACCCAGGUUAUGGUCCAGUUCUUGUCUCCAAAAACGUAACUGAAUUCCGAAAAUGGAUUUCAGCACUCUUCCCCUAUGAUGGCGGUGAUGAGCCAGAAAUGUUUUUUUCUGGAUUGAUGCUGUGCCUGAAUGCCAUUGAGCCACACUCGGAGAUAUUCAUCUUCACGGAUGCAUCUGCAAAAGAUGCGUAUCUGGUGCCACAAGCGGUUGCCAUUGGAGUGAGAAAGAAAUGCAAAGUGAAUGUUGUGCACGUGAGAUGGCCAAGAUAUAUGCGCUCUUUGGACAAUCAGGGAAACUUCCAGCGAACACGCACACUUACAUACCCUGAAUAUGACGAAAUUGCUUUUAGUACUGGGGGUUUGAUGUUGAAUCCAACGAGUACGGAAUUUCAAGAACUAAUGGUAGUCAUCGGAGACCUCACAAAGACGCAGCAGGUGAACCUUUUAAAUGUCCGUCAUGUUGAUACAACGACCAGCAAAGUCCUUACAUUUCCAGUUGACAAUUCUGUGAGCGACAUUGUCAUUUUCUAUACGGGGACAGUCUCUGCAUCACCUAUCAUUACGAUUUCUGAUCCAUCAGGUACAAUGAAUAGUGCAGUUGCAGGAAAUACAACACUUUUAUCGACCCAAGUAUCUGGAAGCACUUUUAUCAUUCGCUUAAAGGAGCCAAAAAUUUGUGGAGUUUGGAAAAUUCAGAUCACAUCACCGGGAACUUCAAGUUUACGUAUCAUCGGACAAAGCUCUUUGAAUUUCAUCUACAAGUUUGGAGUUGAAGAUGAUGUCGGGCCGCACCCUGGUAUAAGGGUUAUCACGAAUAAACCAUCAACAGGCGUGCCGCUAUUGGUGGAAGUCACCAUUACAGGCGAAGACACCAGCAGUGCUGUUGCUGAGACGCUGGCGCUGCUAGCACCUGAUGGUCGACCUCUUCAAAUUAUUUUGUUGAACGACACCAGCGCAGGAGACUAUAUUGGAAGGAUUGACUCCCUCCCAGUGGACGAGUUCUCUGUGUACGUCAGCGGGAAGGACUCGAGAAAUGACACCUUUGGUCGAGUAUUUCCAACAGUUUCUCAAGUCACCACGAUAACACUAGAGAUUGUUUCACCAACGCCUUAUCCAAAGAUCGCCAUUGACAUCCCAACCUACCUUAAUGUGUCCGUCACUAACUCUGGUGAUGCUGACACAUUCACAGCUACAGUCAGUGUGGGCCCUGGCUUCAUUGUCAGUAUUCUUCCUUCGUAUAGAUUCAACAUCAACAGGAACAGCUCCGUAAUUUUAACGCUGAAGCUAGAAACCAAUUCUACAGUGGAAAUCGGAACGAUUGGCGCAUUUUUACUGGUAGUUCACGGAGCAAACUCUACCUCCAACUUCAUCGAUUUUCAAGCUCAACUUCUAAAGUAUGAUGAUGAUUCAUUUCCAACCUGUGAAAUUAUGGCUCAAAGAAAAUGCCCGAAGAUGCUCGAGGUCACGAAGUGCAAAACCAGCACGUGGAACGCGACCAUCCAGUUCAAUGACACUGGGUCGGGAAUCAAAAUAAUAGAUCCACCUGGUGACAUGAGCAACAUCACUGUCGGGAAGACGUUGACCAAGAGCUAUUCCGGAGACUGCUGCAACACGGUGUUUAGCGUUAAUGUCACAGAUAUGGCUGAGAACUUACGUGUGUGCUCCUACGACAUGAAAGCAUCAGCAGGGAUUACGAUGUUCCAUAUUGGCAUUUGGCAAAUAGUCAUAUUUACAUUUGGCCUGGCACUAAGUGGAAUUACUAAUGUCAUGUGAUUUCAAAUGUUUGACAUGUGGAUUACAAGCAAGACAUGUGUCUAUUUUGUGGGAGAAAAUAUUAUUGUCCUCUUCAUGUGUAGUGAUAUAAAAUUUUCAACACAAGACCUGGCAAUAUAUUUACACUAAUUAUGUGAGGUCUGAUGCAAGUAAUACAUAAAAUAGGGAUCAGAUAAUGUUGUCUCCCCACACUUCAAUACUGGUACAGGGAUAAUUUUACAGGGAACAUUUAAAAUGUCGAUUUUUUUGUAUUAAUAUUUUGAGGUGAUCAAUAUUUAAUAUUGUGGGUAUUGUAGCAAAUGUGGAUGGAUGUGUUAAAAAAAUAUAUAGACUACUGAUCAAGCAGCUGUAAUGAAGUAAAGUGCUAUUGCCCCAUGUCAGAAGUUAAUGUGCUUGCAUUGUUAUCUCAGGAGAAACAUGAACGAAGACCCGUGGGCGUGGCAAAUUAUGCUAAACUGUCAGAGAAUAUCUGGUCAAUCACAUAUUGCUUUUAUAUAUGAUUAUAUGGGUUUAGUCCGAUAAGUGGUUGAUUUAAUUGCCUUGAAAAUAAGAAACACUGUGAAUGUAUCAGUUUUAUGAAUGGUUAGAAUUUCUGUUGCAAAUGGUGGAAGGGAGUGGUAAAAACCUACGCAUUAGUGGCACAGCAUGUGUUGGUCUGACUUGUCAAAACGUUGGGAGAACAGCUGUCUCUAUUACCUCUAUCUUCGCACAAUCAUGUGGUUUAAUAACAAGAGCAAAUACAAUUUACUUUUGAUUACUAGUACUUCAUGCGGUGUUAAACAACAUAGUGUGGCAGGUCAACAUUAGGCAGUGCAAUAAAUCCAUUCUUAUCGUUUACUAUGCUUCACGCCAUUGCCAAGCAGCACUGGCCCGCAUGCUGAAGCAUGGUCAUAAAAUUCCCCCGACCCGCAUGGCAUGCAUAGGGAGGCCCUCAUUCACCAUUGUUUUUAAAAAGGGCACAUAUUUGUGGUACUAUGAAACAAUCAAAUACUCUUGAAGGUACAGAAUUGCCCACACGUCUUAUUCCCGACACAGUUUAUUUGGGUAAUUUAAAAUGUGCCUGUAUGGACUAUUGCAUGUUAUUAUAAUGAGCAAAGUGAGACGAUUGAUAUUGCCAUCACCAUCAUUGCUGGAUCAAUUAUUCCACACACCAUGUUAAAAUAAAGCAACAAAAACGUAGAAAUGUAAUGCAAUAGUAUUACACACGAGGUUCAGUAUCCGAUGUAAUGCACCAAAAUCAUAGUUUUGCAUGAGAUUGUUUGGUUUCGUUUUUUUAUAAUAGAAAAUAAUGAUUUUAACUUUGUAAUGCGUUCACUCAUUCUUCAAGAGAGAGACAGCUCAGAGGUGUGAGCAACCACAGACAAGCAGGAAAGGAAGCCGCAGCAAGCCGAUUAAAAAUUAUCCCCCUUCAAGCUCUGCAGUCCUCUAUAUAUGAAGGUGUUAUCGGCCAAAAUGUGGGUGGUGAUUACAUGGGGGAGAAAAUCGGAGCACCCAGAGAAAAUCUACACAUGCGUGGGAGCAACACUCUAUCCUAUACAGAUAGAAAAGGGGGAGUCCACAGUCUUGCCUACCACAUUCUUCUGACAAUCCAGGGUAUGGCACCUCAACGUCCACGAGAAGGGAGUUUCAUAGCAUGUGUGAUUCACCAACCUUCACUGCCUCGCUGACAUACGAAAGAACAAGAAGAAGCUGCCUCCACAGUGCUGGAAUAGAGGCGUGUGCCACCACCAUCUGGCAAAUUAUGAAAGGCACUAAUGGCCCCGGUGAAGAAAGGUAAACUUAAAAUAAAUUCACUAAAUAAUAUGGUAACAA